This is a messenger RNA of Fragaria vesca subsp. vesca, 2054 nucleotides long. RefSeq names its product polyphenol oxidase, chloroplastic-like. Gene Ontology annotation, biological process: pigment biosynthetic process. Gene Ontology annotation, molecular function: catechol oxidase activity. The transcript has a single exon. The coding region runs from base 156 to 1919 and encodes 587 amino acids. NCBI's taxonomy places the organism in Eukaryota, Viridiplantae, Streptophyta, Magnoliopsida, Rosales, Rosaceae. The record is from RefSeq and is a predicted model, not a curated record.
UCAAUGUCAAAAUUUAAAUUUGAUAAAAAAUUAUAAGCAUACCAUUGGAGAUACUUUAUAUUCAAACUUAAAUUCAAAUUCCACCUCAAAAUCGGUCAUUAUAAAAGCUGGGAUGUGGGAUAUUCCUUGCUGCAACAAAAGCAAAACCCAUAGCCAUGGCUUCUCCUCUACCACCCAGCUGUACUGCUACAAUCUUCUGCCCUAACACUUCACUGAUGACCUCAAACACUUCUGUCACUCCCUUCUUCACCAAGAAAUUCAAAUCCCAAAAACCUUCAUUGGUCAUAAGACCUAAGCAAGGCAUUGUAUGCAAGGCAACCAACAACAAUGACCAAAAUAAAGAUGCUGUGGGAAAAUUGGACAGGAGAAACAUGCUCAUUGGCUUGGGUGCUGGCGGUCUAUACGGCACGGCGGGUCUCGAAACCAAUCCGUUUGCAUUCGCCGCGCCCGUGCCACCACCCGACCUAGCCACAUGCGGUCCGGCGGACAAACCUGACGGUACAACCAUCGAUUGUUGCCCGCCAAAAACCACCACAAUCAUCGACUUUAAGCUACCUGAUCCGGGUCCUAUGCGCACUAGGCUAGCUGCCCAGAACGUCGCAAAAGACCCAGUAUACUUGGCAAAAUACAAGAAGGCCAUUGAGCUCAUGCGGGCCUUACCAGACGACGACCCGCGAAGCCUGGCCCAGCAGGCCAUGGUUCACUGUUCGUACUGCGACGGUGGUUAUCCCAUGGCCGGGUUUUCCGACCUCGAAAUCCAAGUUCACUUCUGCUGGCUCUUCUACCCUUGGCACCGUUUGUACCUCUACUUCUACGAGAAGAUCAUGUGCAAGCUCAUCGACGAUCCCACUUUCGCUCUUCCCUUCUGGAACUGGGACGCUCCGGCCGGCAUGUACAUCCCCUCCAUUUUCACCGACACCACCUCCUCUCUCUACGACCAAUACCGGAACGCAGCGCAUCAACCUCCGAAGCUUCUAGACCUCAACUACGGUGGCACCGAUGACGACACGGAUGACAAGACUAGAAUCAGAGAGAACCUCACCACCAUGUACCAACAAAUGAUCUCAAAAGCCACAUCUCACCGCCUCUUCUUCGGUGAGCCCUACAGCGCCGGAGACGAACCGAACCCCGGCGCCGGAAACAUCGAGAGUAUUCCGCAUAAUAACAUCCAUCUCUGGACCGGAGAUCCAACUCAGACUAACGGAGAGGACAUGGGAGCUUUCUACUCAGCAGGGAGGGAUCCUAUCUUUUACUCUCACCAUGCCAACGUAGACCGCAUGUGGUCUAUCUACAAGGCACGAGGUGGGACUGAUAUAACCAAAAAGGAUUGGCUUGACACCGAGUUCUUGUUCUACGAUGAGAACAAGAAUCUGGUCCGAGUUAAAGUACGUGACUCGCUAGACGAGUCGAAACUAGGGUACAAGUACCAGGACGUGGAGAUUCCGUGGCUGAACUCGAAGCCUACGGCAAGGAAAUCGAAGAAUAAAAGAAAGGCGGCGGUUUCCUCAGCGGACUUGACUUCGAAGUUUCCGGCGACGUUGAGUGAGACUAUUAGUGUUGAGGUGGCGCGGCCGUCGGCGGCUAAGAGGACAACGGCGGAGAAGACGAAGGAGGAGGAGGUGUUGGUGAUCAGUGGUAUCGAGUUCGCCGGAAGCGAGAUGUUGAAGUUUGAUGUGUACGUGAAUGAUGAUGCGGAUGAGGUGAGCGGGAAGGACAAGGCGGAGUUUGCCGGGAGUUUUGUGCAUGUGCCGCAUAGGGCGAACAAGAAGAUCAAGACAAACUUGAGGUUGGGGAUUACGAAUCUACUGACGGAUUUGGGGGCGGAGGAGGAUAAUAGCGUGGUGGUGACAUUGGUGCCCAAGUUUGGAAAAGGAGCUAUCAUAGGUGGGUUCAAGAUCGAGCUUAUUUCUACCACCUGAUCAAUAUUCUCCUUGGUACGUACGUUGAUCCUGCAUGCAUAGUUGUAUUCGUGACUACUACUUCUGCCAUUCUACUGGGUACUGAAUUUAUUGGUUUCUUGUUUUUCUACCUGUAAGAUAAUUUGUAGAGAUCAA